AUGAGCCUGACCCAUGUUACAAGCGCUAAGGCGAAAACUCACUUCUCGGAGGUAACCGUGCGUCUGAGCCGGAUCGCAGCCCUGGCGUCACAGGCCAAAGAAGCCUCACAGGCCAAAGAAGCCUCACAGACUCGCCAGCAUAAUAAUAUUGGCGUUGGGGAAGACAUGUUGAGGGAGGGUGGGGGCGAUGAAGUCGAAGUCGAAAAUGAAAACGAGGAAGAGAGGGAGGGGGCUAGGCGACAUGGGAGUCAUAUUGAUAGUCUUGUUGCUUCGUGGGAUUUGCCUAAAGAAGCAAAGAAUGUUUGUCGAACUAUCUGGCUUCUGGCUCUCGAUGUUUUACCUCAACCACCACCACCUCAACCUUGGCUCUACGCCCAGACAGACGGUUCCUCUGAGAGAGGUGGAUCGGCGCAGGAGCAAGGCGAAUUUAGUGAAGCACAAACACCCGAAGACACCGACGAACCAGAGGGGUUGAGCGAUGAUGAAGCAGACAUAGAGGCGCAAAUGAACCAAGAAAUAGAAAAUUUGCUUCGUGAAGCAUCGGAGACCGACUCUAAUCCAGAUAUCAAAAAAAUGGAUGCGAGCGAAGGGCAACGAGCGUAUAACAAGAACACCCGCUAUACGUUGUACGACUCAACAGCCGCAAACAUAUCCAUAUUAGUUUUAACUUGCUGGUGGCUUAGAGUCCCUGUUAUCUACUCUGAUUUCGUUAGUUUGAUUAACACCUACCAACUUCCUUAUUUGAGUGUAGUACCUCUUCUUCCGAAAAACAUGGAGAAACACUUGUCUUCAGCACUACGACAAGAGCUUACCCCACCCCACGCACCCACUGUUGCUGCCCUUCAUGUUAUAACCCGGCGAAUUGCUAGGCGGCUACAUCUUGUUCAUGGUGUCGAUAUUCCGGAACUCAAUGCUGCUCCUAUUCUGUGGCGUGCGGUCCGAGCCUUUCAAGGUCCACCUAUGCUAUAUACUAUGGUAAAGAUUCUAAUGGAACGCCUGAAAGUUCCGUUGACUAUUCAUCCAGCGCUUGCACCUGCUCCAGCUCCUGGCGUGGCGAAGUACGCUGGUGACUGGGCACCUAUCGAAGUCACAAUGUCUGCUAUUAUCAUAGUUUGUCUCAAACUUGUAUAUGGGUUCCGAGAAGUGACUAACGUUGUUCGUGAAGAGGAUGAUCCUGCCGCAUGUUUCCUACCAUUUUCAGAUUAUGUCGCAGCUCUGAGGGAAGGGAAAGAGGGCCAUCAUAAGAGCUUUGGCCGCUUGCUCACUUCGGAAAAUGAUCGAACAGCAGAUACCUUGACCGAAAAAGAAAUCGAUAGGUACUUGGAGGUUGCAGAAAGGGCUUUGAAAACGUCGCGUCUAGGGAGUCUCAAAUCAUUGCGCAAGUAUGACACCCUUUCAAACAAUGACCCACUAACCCAAAGCAGCAUUUCAAGGACUUAUGACAAUUCAAUUACGCCAGAAGGUUUACGUAGGCCAGAAAUUAACCCGAACUUAGAGAAGGCUACCAAUAUACUGGCAAGCGAACAGCUGACGAUUUGGUCUCCCGAGGAUCCUCUUGGAGCGCUCCCUCCCGAUUAUGCGCUGCUAAUCCUCACAGCAAGCUCCUGGUCAGGGGUCCACAAUUCCAACAUCAACCACCUUGUUGCCAUACUGGAACGUAGGCUGAAGCGUGAUAGAGGACCAGACAUUGGUGGCAGCCAAAGGUCAACACCAGAAGACUCUGAGUCCGAUGGAGAACACAUUGAUGUAAACCAACCUGAUGUAUCAGAGGAAGAAUCAGAGUCCAAUGACGAGAGUAAAGAUGGAUUACAUCACAGCUACCAGAUGGGCUCUCAAAAGUGGAGGUCCCGGGUGCACCAGAAACUUGCUGGAUCUAAUCGCAAAGGCACUCCACAAACCGACGAAACGAGUUCUCCACAAACGAGCACCCCUCCCGAAGAAUUUCGAACCUGA
Messenger RNA from Rhizoctonia solani, 1953 nucleotides. RefSeq names its product RNA polymerase I-specific transcription-initiation factor. Gene Ontology annotation, cellular component: RNA polymerase transcription factor SL1 complex; RNA polymerase I core factor complex. Gene Ontology annotation, molecular function: RNA polymerase I core promoter sequence-specific DNA binding. The transcript is spliced from 12 exons. Gene Ontology annotation, biological process: RNA polymerase I preinitiation complex assembly; nucleolar large rRNA transcription by RNA polymerase I. The coding region runs from base 1 to 1953 and encodes 650 amino acids. The record is from RefSeq and is a predicted model, not a curated record. NCBI's taxonomy places the organism in Eukaryota, Fungi, Basidiomycota, Agaricomycetes, Cantharellales, Ceratobasidiaceae.